GUCAUGGCUUCUUUCCCAGUGAUGCUGUUUCUCACAACUCUGUUGCUGUCAUCUAUUCUCACUAAGGGAGAGAGAUUAUCUCUACCUCAAACUCUGACUCAGACACCGAAAGAAUCCACCACAUCUGCUGGUUACAAAGCAAACAUCAAGGCUGUUUUGGACAAGAUUGACUGCCAAGGUGAAGAAAAUAUUGUAGAAGCCUUGGAGAAGAUGCUCUGUGCCUCCCAUCAAGUUGAUACAUCAUUUGGAGACCUGGCCAAUGCUGAUAAAAACAUGUUAGACCUGUCUACAGUCUUGACUUCCCUGAGAACAUGUUGUGCUCACAAGCAACAAGUGGAGCCAGCAAACGUCAGUAGCAUGGCCCAUAAGCCUGAAGGGCCCGGAGUUGGGCACCAACAAGACGAUUCCAUCAACUUGCUGGACAGAUUCUUGGACUUAGUGGGCAAAGUCUUGGUUUCCCAUGGAAUUUAA
Molecule: messenger RNA, 471 nt
Organism: Peromyscus maniculatus bairdii (prairie deer mouse)
Lineage: Eukaryota; Metazoa; Chordata; Mammalia; Rodentia; Cricetidae
Source: RefSeq, a predicted model, not a curated record